Messenger RNA from Vanessa tameamea, 1169 nucleotides. Its product is annotated as glycerol-3-phosphate phosphatase-like. Lineage: Eukaryota; Metazoa; Arthropoda; Insecta; Lepidoptera; Nymphalidae. The transcript has 6 exons. Bases 99 to 986 code for a protein of 295 amino acids. The record is from RefSeq and is a predicted model, not a curated record. Gene Ontology annotation, molecular function: phosphatase activity.
CGCGACUCGAGCGCAGUACACACCCAUACUAGGUUAGAAUCGCACGUGUCGACUCGAUAAUUGUUUAUCGAUUUUGAAGUGACAGUGAAAUAAUCGACAUGGAACCAGUGAAUCUUAUGGAAUUAGAUGGGAAUAAGUUAAAAGAAUUUCUCGCUUCUUUCGAUCACGUGUUCUCGGAUUGCGACGGUGUCGUAUGGGCUAAAACCCCAUUACCAGGCGUGGGCAAGUUCUUCGAACUGAUGCAGCGGCUUGGGAAGACAGUGCAUUUCGUGUCAAACAAUAGUUUACGAACAAAAGAAAAUUAUGAAUCGCUAUUUCAAGCGGCUGGUAUUAAGAGCGGUUUUGAUAAUCUCACAAUCCCUUCAUCAGCGAUAUGCGAGUAUUUGAAAUCAGUUAAAUUCAACAAAACAGUUUAUUGUGUAACAUGCCCGGAGACCAUCUCAGUGCUGGAAUCACAUGGCUUUAAAUGCAAAGAAGGGCCCGAAGUCGGUACUUAUUAUUACGGGGACUAUAUAGAAUACUUAACCGAUGAUGAAGAGAUAGGUGCGGUUGUCUUCGAUAGCGACUUUAAGGUGAACCUGCCAAAGAUGUACAAGGCUCUUACUUACCUCAAGAGGCCAGAAGUACUCUUUGUUAAUGGAGCGACUGACAGAUACGUACCCUUGAAGCCGGGGUCCUUAGCUCUAGGUACUGGAGUAUUUAGCGAUAUAGUAAGCGUAGAGUCGAAACGGCAACCCAUAUUGCUCGGUAAGCCAGGCAAGGCGUUUGGCGAAUUUGCUAUGAAACGAGCGGGCGUUACUGAUCCGAGCCGAGUGCUAUUCAUUGGUGAUAUGAUAGAACAAGAUGUAGGUUUGGGCAGAGCUUCAGGUUUUAAGACUCUCCUGGUAUUAACCAAUAAAACAAAAGAGGAAAUGAUGUCACACGAAUCACUUAAACCAGAUUAUUAUGCUGAUUCCUUGGGAAGCUUAGUUCCUAUAUUAUCUUAAGUAAUCUAAUCUUAUCUCCUAUUAAAGCUAAAGAAAUAUUUCUUGUAAUUAAUGACGUAUGUUUGCCUAAUAAGUGUACUAUUUUCAUUUUUGCACAUAGUAAAACAAUAUCCACGAAGUAUUUAAUAAUUGUACUUUACAUUAGCAGCCUGUAAAUUUCCCACUGCUGGGCUAAGGCCUCCU